This is a messenger RNA of Suricata suricatta (meerkat), 1496 nucleotides long. Its product is annotated as double C2-like domain-containing protein gamma. Gene Ontology annotation, cellular component: membrane. NCBI's taxonomy places the organism in Eukaryota, Metazoa, Chordata, Mammalia, Carnivora, Herpestidae. The transcript has 10 exons. The coding region runs from base 207 to 1358 and encodes 383 amino acids. The record is from RefSeq and is a predicted model, not a curated record.
CCUCCUUCAGGCCAGAGCCCCCCGCUUCUCCCCCACCCCACCUACUCUCACCCUGCAUUCUGUCCUCAGGUCCUGGCUGCCACCCCGAGAUCCCCUUCGGCGCCCUCAGGGAUGCCUCUUCACCGUGGCUCCUUGGCCCGCUGCCUGCCCCCUGUCCCCAGUUUGUGGGGGCUUCUCUGAGCCCCUGCCCCCACAUUCAAGCCCCCAUGGCGGCGGGCCCUGCCGCAGGGAGCCGGGGCCGGCCACAGCGGGUGAGCAUGCAGGAGCACAUGGCCAUCAAUGUGAGCCCCGGCCCCAUCCGGCCCAUCCACCUCAUCUCCGACUACUUUCCGCACUUCUACCCCUUCGCUAAGCACACCCUGCGCACCCCAGACCCACACCCUGCGGUGACCCCUGCCCCCCCGCAGCAGGCCGAGCCAGAGCCAGAGGGAGAUUCGGAUGACAGCACUGCCCUAGGCACCCUCGAGUUCACGCUGCUCUUCGAUGCGGACAACAGCGCCCUGCACUGCACGGCUCACCGAGCCAAGGGUCUCAAGCCACCAGCCUCAGGCUCUGUGGACACCUAUGUGAAGGCCAAUCUGCUGCCAGGAGCCAGCAAGGCCAGCCAGCUGCGGACUCGCACGGUUCGGGGCACACGGGGGCCUGUCUGGGAGGAGACACUCACCUAUCACGGCUUCACCCGCCAGGAUGCUGGGCGAAAGACACUGCGGCUGUGUGUGUGUGAGGACCCACGGCUGCGGCGGCGGCGGGCGCCUCCCCUGGGGGAGCUGCGGGUGCCCCUGAGGAAGCUGGUGCCCAACCGCGCCAGGAGCUUCGAUGUGUGUCUGGAGAAGCGGAAGCCGACCAAGAGGCCCAAGAGCCUGGACACCGCCCGUGGCAUGUCGCUGUAUGAGGAGGAGGACACGGAGGCUGCCGGGGACGAGCGUGGGCGCAUCCUGCUGUCACUGUGCUACAGCUCUCAGCGGGGCGGCCUGCUGGUGGGGGUGCUGCGCUGCGCCCACCUUGCCCCCAUGGACGCCAACGGCUACUCGGACCCCUUCGUCCGCCUCUUCCUGCAUCCAAAUGUGGGGAAGCGAUCUAAAUACAAGACUAGUGUCCGGAAGAAGACCCUGAACCCCGAGUUCAAUGAGGAGUUCUUCUACGCAGGCCCAAGGGAGGAGCUGGCCCAGAAGACGCUGCUGGUGUCCGUAUGGGACUAUGACCUGGGCACCGCUGACGACUUCAUUGGCGGGGUGCAGCUGAGCAGCCGCGCCGGCGGGGAGCGCCAGCAGCACUGGUGUGAGUGCCUGGGCCGCAGCGACUGCCGACUGGAGCUGUGGCACCCGCUGGACGGCGCGCCCCUCCAGCUCCGCGCCUAGAAGGGCACCGGCCCGGCCCUGUUCACCGCCCUCCCCCACUGUGCCCAACCCCGCGGCAGACCGUUUGCUCCCUUGCCCCCUGCCCUCUCAAAUUCACCCCACUGCCAACCGUGAAGAAUAAACUUCCCAACCAGCCCA